AUGUAUUAAUAUGUACUAUAGUACUAUGUUCCCUCGUGUGUCGACCGCUUAACAGAAUCCUGACUUUGACUUUAUACCGGGGAAAGAAAUAGUAUUAUUAUUAUAUUAUUGUGCGUCUUUCUCUUUUGAUCUUGCAUUGUACUAGUUCAUUGACUUAUCGUUCAUUGUUCCUCGAAACAAUAUGACCUGUGUGAAUUGUUGCUGCCCCUGGUUACAGAUAUUCAACCAUGUUCUCAAUGUACAGAAGAGUUACGCUGCUUUGGAUGUGGAGAGUGAUGCGUGCGCGUCCGAAGAAGACUUAAAUUACGACCAGCUCCUGGAAGACCUCGAUUCGGAGUAUAAGUAUAACAUGAAAGGGACUAAUAACGACCUGCUAUAUUUCCGGGGGGACCUGAAGGUGACCGUUAUUAGUGCUGGCAACCUCCCAAACGCAGACGGCUCAAACAUUAAAGCAAAGUUCGACAGGCUUUUAUCUCGCAACAAAAAUAAGAAAAAGGAUCUAUCAGAUCCGUACGUGAAUGUGUCAAUAGACGACCACAAGAUUCUACAAACCAGUGUGAUAAAGGACAACCUGAACCCAGUCUGGAAUGAGACUUUCCUGACGGAGGUGUCCCACGAGGGAAACAAGAUGUACUUUUGGGUGUGGGACGAUGAUAUAAUCGGCAAAGAGAAACUGGGCCACGCCUCUAUAGACCUCCAGGAUAUCAUUAGCAACAAGGUUUUAAGAAAGAAGCUGGAUCUGUUCACUCCGUUCAGGAACUGUAAACCUUGGUUAGAUGUGGAAAUAGAGUUCAGCCCAGUCUCAGAUGCAGUGGGCGAGUUUGAAGUUACCAAAUCUUACUUUCCACUCAGACAUACAGGACAAGUAACCUUGUACCAAGACGCCACUUGUCUGCCCUCCCCGGCUCAUCAGCAGAUAAAAGUACACGGCUCCCCACUCUUAGCCAGAUCAGCAUGGGACGACAUUUCGGACAGCAUCAGCAGCGCCAAACGUUUCAUCUAUAUUACCGGAUGGUCAAUGACUCAUACUAUACGACUAAAAAGAGAUCCACGCGACUGGGAGAAAACUAAAUGCAGCGCUCAGUUGGGGGAGAUCCUGAAACAGAAAGCUAGUGAGGGGGUCCAAGUUCUGGUGUUGCUCUGGGACGAGCCGUUUAACAACGAGGAAUUAGCCAUGUCUGGUGUUGUGGGAACUAAUGACGAAGUUACCAGAAUAUUCUUCUCCAACACCAAGGUGAAGUGCGUGCUAGCUGUCAGACAGAAAAACAAAAGAGGAAUGUUAGAGACUUUCGUUAGUAACACCUCCUUCUCUCAUCACCAGAAAACUGUGAUAUGUGACGAUGAUAGAGCAGCGUGUGGUAGGGUAGCGUAUCUGGGAGGGUUGGACCUCACUUUGGGGAGAUAUGAUGACCAGAAUCACAGCCUUUUUAGCACAACCAAUAAUCAACACCAAGAGGAUUUCUAUCAGACGUUUCCUGGAAUAACAACGCCAGAAGAAGGACCCCGACAGCCGUGGCAUGACGUGCACUGCCGAGUAACUGGGGAGGCAGCACUAGAUGUGCUCGCUAACUUCACUGAGAGGUGGAGUAUGGAGAAUCCUGGAGAUAUAAAAAAUGUUGAGUGUCGCGGAGAAGAGGACCAGGUGGACUCAAACUGGAGAGUACAGAUUUACCGCUCCAUUCCUGUCGAUGCUGCUCUAUUUGAUGAAAACAAGAAGCACAUGCUCCAAUCCAAGCACGGGCGAAGGUACGAGGCGAGUAUUCACAGAGCGUACGUGUCUGGAGUAAGAAAUGCUGAGAACUUUCUGUACAUAGAGAACCAGUACUUCCUGGGGAGCGCCCACACGUGGUACGAGAAAGGAAGUCCGAGAUGUAACCACCUGGUACCGGUUGAGAUAGCACUGCAAAUCUGCGAGAUGAUAGAAAAAGGGAGGCGCUUCACAGCGUACAUUCUAGUUCCCCUCUUCCCUGAGGGAGACCCGAGUGCCCCGCACAUUCAGGAGAUGCUAUUCUGGCAGACUAAAACUAUGACCAUGAUGUACAAGAAGAUAGCAAGGGCUAUCAACAAGGCUGACAUCGACACUCACCCCUGCGAUUACCUCAACUUCUUUUGUCUAGGUAAGAGAGAAAAGCCACCAGAAGCGUUGCAGAUGUUAAAAGCAGACACCCCAGCUAGCAAAAUGGCGAGACACGGCAGGGGAAUGAUAUACGUACACAGUAAGGCUAUGGUAGUAGAUGAUAUUUAUGCUAUUGUGGGAAGUGCUAAUAUAAAUCAGCGGAGUAUGGAUGGGAGACGAGACUCUGAGAUUGCGAUGGGAUGUUGGGAAACAAUUCCCGGCACUGAGAACCUUGUUACAGAUGGUCAUGUACAGGGCCUCCGCAAGGGUCUGUGGGCAGAACAUCUAGGAGCGUACGAGGAUGUGUUUGAACUUCCUCAGUCUCUGGAAUGCGUUAAGAGAGUACAGGAACUAGGAGCUGCUAACUGGCAGCGUUAUGUGCACAAUACAGCCUGGCAAACAUCGACUGAGCAGGAUGCAGGACACAUGAUGAGGUACCCAAUAAAGGUGAGUAAGUCAGGAGACAUCAGUGCCGCAACUCAAAGCAGCUUCUUCCCUGACACCACUGCUCCAAUCUUAGGUACCAAAUCCAGCUACCUCCCUAGCAGACUCACUGUCUGACACAAUUAUUGGAAAAUGUUGUUAUAUUUCGCGGAUAUAUUUGAAGUUGUAUUAUUGAUUAUUGAUUAUAUGAUUUUAACGCAAAGCUAUUUGUAAUAGAAUUUUGCUGUAUUAAAUGACCAAAACCCAAAAUUGAGUAAAGUGGGUAGAGUGAUUUACAGUGGCUCCCUUUUCCUAACUGAUAACAAAAACAAAUGAUAUUGAUCAUUGAUAUCAAUGUGAAUAACCGUUCUUAGACCAAUUUGGCAGCUGAUACAUAUAAUGAUAAUUUUGAUC
Molecule: messenger RNA, 2953 nt
Organism: Bolinopsis microptera
Lineage: Eukaryota; Metazoa; Ctenophora; Tentaculata; Lobata; Bolinopsidae
Exons: 19
Coding region: 182-2677 (831 amino acids)
Biological process (GO): phospholipid catabolic process
Cellular component (GO): plasma membrane
Molecular function (GO): D-type glycerophospholipase activity
Source: RefSeq, a predicted model, not a curated record